Molecule: messenger RNA, 2412 nt
Organism: Exophiala spinifera
Lineage: Eukaryota; Fungi; Ascomycota; Eurotiomycetes; Chaetothyriales; Herpotrichiellaceae
Exons: 4
Coding region: 1-2412 (803 amino acids)
Cellular component (GO): cytoplasm
Source: RefSeq, a predicted model, not a curated record
AUGAGUAACACUCCUGCCAAAGCGAACCCUUCAGCUCGAGGCCCUUUACCCGCGUUUGGUGCUUUCAAUCCACACCAAGGCUCUGCAUCUCUUCUUCUUGAGAAGUCUAAUCCUGGAUUGCGACGUUCGACUCCGGAUUCUGAAGCUCUUGCAUCGUCUGACGAUGAAGUUGAUCAUGUGAAACCCUCAGCCAACGCAAAUGUGAAGACAAACCGGAACGUGCGCCGCACCUCCUGGCUGAACGACGUCACUAUAUCCAAUCCAAAUCGAAAACCCUCGACAACUGGCCUUUACAGUCCCUCGACAUCCCAUCCUGGGACCCCUGGUUCUGAGCAAUCGCCCUGGUCAAGUGCGAAUAUGACCACCCCCGGUACUGCCUGGCACAACCCAGGAAACAAUCCAUAUGGCUGGAAUAUUUGGGGUCAAGAUGCUCGCAAAGACCCACCUUCUAGACUACAGGAAGUCUUGCCUACGACAAACGGCGACGGGUUUCCCUUCUCUAUUCCCUUGCAGCCGACGCACAAGGCCUAUCGAUCGCAGUCAUAUUCCGUAGGUCAGCUUGACACUACAUCGGCUCUUCCAGCAACAGCUCCCGUAUCGACAUCGAUUGAGGCGACUCGAAACAGAUUGGGAAGUGCCUACCCCCAACGUCACAUUACCAGGACGAACGGUGUUGGCGGGCUUGACUCUGUGGGACUUGGCCGACUGAGAGAAGUCGAUGAUGACGAGGAAGAAGGCCAUGUCAAUGGCGGCAUCCCCGAUCAGCUCGCUACUGAACAGGCACGGGUUAUUGAGAGGUUGGAAAAAGAAAAUGCUCAGCUUCGCCAGGCAGCACACCGAGAAAGGACGUUCUCUGCGGCAUCCACCGCAACCCAGCCCCCUCCUGGAUUCAGGACACGUUUACGGGGCGCAGUCCCAGAAGAAGAGGAAACUGCAAUUGAUGAUCGUGAUGAACCCAUCUAUCCACCCCGACCAAACGCUACUAGGCGCAUGAGUGAGCAGGCAUUGAGCUUUGCCGAUCGGCAAGCCUUUGCUGCUGCUGAGACCCGCAACCUAGAUGGCGUGAAAAAGGCCCACUGGCAGACGUCGCUGGGAUUUGGUCCUAUCCCAGAAGCUCCUCAAAGCCGCCGACAUUCCUUCGCUGAUGUCCCAACAAGGCACGGGUCCUUCAGCUCAAGUGAACGAGGACGCGACGCGAGCAUGUAUGAGGCCAGCACACAGGCUUUGUCUCAAGGAGAAGAUCCUGCUUAUUUCAAUACUGAUGAAGCCACCCGGCGCGCUGCGGAUGCUCGUGUUCAACAAUCCCAUCAAAACUACGGCCAUCUUAACGUGGGACAGUAUCUCGAACCCCCUGUGCAACCCCUUUACAUCGUCAACUUCAAAUGCUGUCGCUCGGACGUCUUCUACAUACAAGAAGGAACAGGACUGCACGUCAGCGUGGGCGAUCUGGUCAUUGUGGAGGCCGAUCGAGGGACCGACUUGGGCACGGUCCAACAUACCAAUGUCUCGUGGGAAGAUGCCCGACGGUACAAAGAAUACUACGCAGAGGAACACUACAAAUGGCUGAUGAUGUUCUCAUUACAAAGUCGGAAUGGAGGCCCAAAUGUAGUGAAUCCUAACGGUCUCGCAGGACGACCUGGAAGUGCCGUGGGUGGUAUGGGCCUACAGAAUCACCACGGUCACGAUGGUACACACCAAGAGCUCAAGCCUAAACUAAUCAAGCGUUUGGCUCAAAACCAUGAGAUUCAGGCGUUGAGAGACAAAGAGGGCAAUGAGGCCAAGGCCAAGCGUGUCUGUCAACAGAAGGUCAUCGAGCAUCGACUGAACAUGGAGAUCUUGGACGCCGAAUUUCAGAUGGACAGCAAGAAGCUCACUUUCUACUAUUUUGCCGACAGCUACAUCAACUUUAAUGCACUUGUCACGGACCUGUUCAAGAUCUACAAGACUCGAAUCUGGAUGUCAGCAAUCAACCCUGCUUCUUUUCAAACCCCUACUGCUUCCCUUGGUCUUACGCCAGCGUACAACCCGGCACCUGGUGACGAACGUCAUCGGAGGCGUCAGCAACCGGCAUCCACACAUGAACUUGGCCCACAGCCAGUGACGACGCCGUUCGGAGACACCUUCGAUGCCGACCGCAACUUCAACAAUCAGAGUCAAGCAAUACGCAACGCGUACUACCCCGGGUACCAAGAUUCUGGUGCGGCCCAUCAACAGGUUCCACCAGGUAUGGGAUCCUACCCUGCUAACAUGGGUGGCCAAAUGGAUCCUUUCAUGUCUUUUUAUGGUCCUGGAUAUCCAGGUCUCAAUCCAAACGCAACCUCUUUCGCCACUGGGCGAAGUGAUUUCAGGGCGAGAGGCCCAGCUCAGCAGGACUGGAUGGGCAGAUUUCAAGGUCUGUCCCUCGGGUCUUAG